Messenger RNA from Opisthorchis viverrini, 1281 nucleotides. RefSeq lists its product as hypothetical. NCBI's taxonomy places the organism in Eukaryota, Metazoa, Platyhelminthes, Trematoda, Opisthorchiida, Opisthorchiidae. The record is from RefSeq and is a predicted model, not a curated record. The transcript is spliced from 8 exons. The coding region runs from base 1 to 882 and encodes 293 amino acids.
AUGGUUCGGUCGGCUGCAUCCAUAACCGUAGUGCCGGCUCGCCUGGAAGCACGGGAUCGACUUCGUGCAUUGGGUAUGCCAUUCCCAAAGCAAGAGUGCAAUGCCAUGGAAGCCGUUCUUUUAUUUGCCAUACAUCACCUGAAGUUCAAAUGGAAUGAAAUCUACUUGUAUGGCUGGUCAAUCGGUGGCUACACUGCCAGUUGGGCAGCUAUGAAUUACCCGUCUGUGGGUGGCCUGAUUUUGGAUGCCACGUUCGAUGAUCUGGAUGAAUUGGCUCGACGGACGGUUCCAGAUUGUUUGUUCGCUCGACUGCGGCCAGUCCCUUUGAGGCCAGUACCCAGGCUUGCCCUUUUGAAGGGCCGGUGCACAUGGCAGUUACUGUGGCGUGAUCAAGCCAUUGUGGCUUUGCUCUGCCUUAGACCUGACUGUGGCGUCCGCGAUACUGACACCUAUAGCAAAACUGCCGCUGAACGUUUCGCAGCCGACCUUGGUGGCUGCUGUCGUUCCGGUCUAAGAUUCCCCAAUCUUAUGGCUGCGGAAAACGAAGCACAAUUAACACAUUACUUGACACUGAGUGCUGAAGAACAAGCCCUGUUUGUAGAAGAAAUGAACUGUUCUCCCGAGCAACAUGCAUCGUACAUUUUGAAUUUUUUGAAAACUGAAGCUCAGCGAGCUCGGGUGACGGACAAUGAAGACACAACCAACCCCGGUCCCUACUCUGGUUUGUUUCCGUCUCAGCUGGGAAGUCAAAUAUCAGAUCCAACAACCAAGUUUGCCAUGCUGCUAUAUCUGGUUUCACGCUAUUUCACUGAGGCACCGGGUACCCAUUGUGCGCCAUUGUCGUCCUCCUGUUUCGAGCUUCCCUGGUGGCCUGGCGAAUGAGUCUGAGCCGAUAGAUACACUCUGACAAACCCCUCAUUCCGUGCUGCUGUAUGGUUAACUAUCACAAACCUACUUCCUUGUGUGCCGGAAGCAGUGAUCGCCUCGGCUUCGAGUCACAUCUAGCCUCACAGUUAUUUCAACUGGGGGGGGGGGGGGGAUAUGUUGGGUUCGCAAUAUCACCGAGAUCCACUUACAUACGCUUUGAAAUCAUUUUAUAAAAAAAAACCUAUGACAAGUCUAGCAUAACUUUACUCGUUUUGAUUUUACUCCAGGUUUUCUUUCGAAUUGUUGUUUUUCGUUCUCUAGAGUCUAUUAUACCCUCAGUCUGAAUCAUUUUUUGUUCAAUGAACUUCAGUGGAAUUUGACGAAUCACAGGUCGUACUUUAAAACCAAAUCGAC